Molecule: messenger RNA, 2441 nt
Organism: Gadus chalcogrammus (walleye pollock)
Lineage: Eukaryota; Metazoa; Chordata; Actinopteri; Gadiformes; Gadidae
Gene: siae
Product: sialic acid acetylesterase
Exons: 10
Coding region: 156-1736 (526 amino acids)
Biological process (GO): carbohydrate metabolic process
Molecular function (GO): sialate O-acetylesterase activity
Source: RefSeq, a predicted model, not a curated record
ACAGACAGUGGGAGAUAGAGAGACAGAGUGGGAGAUAGAGAGAGGGUGAGUAAAAACAAAACCAGAUCAUUUUUUUCAGGGCCCCUGUCGGUCAAGAACACACCCUUAUACUGCUACUUUAAGACCUUUUCAGCCAGGAGCGAAACUCUUUUUACAUGAGGGACAUGCAUCAUUGGAUAAGCUCACUGAUAUCUAUAUGGUGCUGUGCAUUGCCUGAAGUUUCUUCAUCUCUUUGCAAAUGUGAGGGGACCCUGCGCUAUGCCUCCUACUAUGGAGACCAUAUGGUGCUGCAGAAGGCUCCGGAGAGAGCCGUCGUGUGGGGCUUUGGACCUGAAGGAGUGCAGGUCAAUGUCACUCUGUUGGGGCCUCGGCCACAGAAUGCACCACCGGUGAAAGUCACAGAAGGCAAAUGGAAAGUGACCCUGGACCCUGUUGAGGCUGGAGGUCCUUACACGGUGAUCGCCUCCAUGGACCAACUCUCAGUCAACCUGACUGAUGUGCUUUUUGGAGAGGUGUGGCUCUGUUCAGGGCAAAGCAACAUGUGUUUUGAAACAGAGAAGGUUUUUAAUGCCGAAGCUGAGCUACAGCUCACCUCUCAGUACCCCAGGGUUCGUGUGUUCAUGGCAGGAAUGCGACAGAGUGAUCAAGAGCUGGAUGAUCUGGCUGCAGUGCAACAGAUAUGGUCUGUGCCCACCAUAGAGUCUGUGAAGGGAUUUUCCGCCCUGUGCUGGAUGUUUGGACGGCUCCUGUAUGCCGACCUGAGUACGCCUGUAGGCCUGGUGCAGUCGUGUUGGGGGGGCACGGUGGUGGAGACCUGGUCCUCAACAAGAGCCCUGCAGCAGUGUGGCCUGGAGCAUGACAUCGUUCCAAGGCACAAAAGUGAGAAUAGAAAUUCUCGGCUGUGGAAUGCGAUGAUUCACCCAUUUCUUAAAAUGACUCUCAAAGGAGCAAUCUGGUAUCAAGGAGAGUCCAAUACCGUCGUCAAUAAGGAUGUGUACAACUGUUCCUUCCCUGCCAUGAUCGAUGACUGGAGGUCAUCGUUCCAUGAGGCGUCAGGUGGACAAACAGCGUUAAACUUUCCCUUUGGUUUUGUUCAACUAGCUCCUGGCGUCUGUCAGGCUCUUGGCUUAAGCUAUAAUAACUUUGCUAGCACCAUCCGGUGGCACCAGACAGCUGAUACUGGCACAGCUCCCAACCCAAGGAUGAAGGAAACGUUCAUGGCUGUGGCCAUGGAUCUUCCAGAUAACAGUUCACCCUACCAUCCCAUCCAUCCACGAGACAAGUUAACAGUGGCAAACAGACUGACUUUGGGGGCCAGGGCCGUAGCAUAUGGGGAGAAAGAUGUGCCCUUCCUUGGGCCAUACCCGCAAAAGAUUACCUUCAUUAAUAAUUCCCUCAUCAUCACCUAUGACCAAACCAUCACUGUCCGGAAUGGAGGAGGCUUUGAGAUUUGUUGCCCAGGGGUGGAGGCCAAUUGCAGUCUCGAGUCUCCCUGGAAACCGGCUCCCAUGGUGAACUGGAGCUCCUACAGCGUGCAGGUGUCCAGCGCUGAGUGUCCGUCCAGCCAUGAGGUAGCUGCCGUCCGCUACGCAUGGAUGGACCGCCCUUGUAAUUACAAAGCCUGUCCGGUCUAUUGCUCCGCGGGGAGUCUACCGGCUCCUCCGUUCACCACCACAAACUCUGUACUCCUAGGAAUGCAAGCUCCCAACUUAUGGGAUCGUUGGGGGGAAAUGUGAGAUAAACUGUGAAAUAUCUCAUAUCAUUUGGUUCUUUGGGAAGACACAUGGUCCUACAUCUGAUGAUCUAUAUAAGUUUUAUAGUAAUUUCUUGAGACAACUUUUAACAUAACUGUAACUGAGGGGAUUUACUCAACAAAGACUGUAAUUAAACCAAUUUUAAUAAUGUUUUGAAUGGAAUCCAACAUGCUGUCUCUCAAGGUAAUGACCCCUUUCCAAGUGUGAAAUUCUACAAAAUACACAAGCCUUGUUUUUGAUUUUAUAUCAUAGGACAGUUAAUACAAUUGCCUCAUUAACAAGCUAUUUAUUCAGGAUACAAACAUGCCCCAUGUAGAACAUCUUGGCUCCAUGGAUCCCAGAGCCUUGGAUGAAGCGGGAAGGGAACGCAGCGAAGGCCAACUCAUUAGCAACAUCCUGUAUCCACGCUAAUUAUGGAAGUGGAACAGCUCCCUGCACUACAAGGAGCCUCUCCCCUCUCAGGAGGCGGGAAAACAGUGUAAACAACAAUCCUUCCCAUUUACAUGAUCACAGCGUGGCGGUUUCCUUUUGGAAGUGGCAUUGAUAAAUGUCAUCAGGGGCCCUGUAACCAGUCCCCAUGUUGGGACGGGCUCAGGAGUUGAAGAAGGAAGUGGAAGGCCUGGUGCUGUAGUUAGGGAGAUGUGAUGCCCCAGGAGACUGCGGUGUCUGUCCUGGAGGAAAGACGGA